AUAACAAAUACUUGUUUUCCUCUUAUUUUCACAGUUUGUGUUGGACUCCACAUGGCAAGUGGCUGCUGGGGAAGAAAGCAAAGAAGUGGAGAUACAAAACCAGCGGGAGAUGAGAGUGCUCGAGGCUGUUUAUCCUCGUCCAUCUGCCAUUCCUCCAAACCCUUCUGUGUUAAUGGGCAUUGAAGACUCUCACAAUGAUCUGAACACUCCUCAGAUCUCCAUCACGCCCAUUGAAGAUGAAGAUGCAGAUACAUCAGUUGAUCCCAUGGUACAGAACACCAUUCCCAUGAGCUCACAGGCUCCACUAUUGGCUCCUGGAAUGCCUACUGCAUCACAGGGCGGUUCCAGUAGUUACCCUAACCCUAAUGCCAAUGGAAAUGCAGUGGCUGCUGGAAUGAUCCCUGGGGUUGAACCAGAUGUGGCAGCGGCUGCACAAGCAGCCUUGACUGCAAUAAUGACAAGCAAUGACCAAGGAAGCUUGAUUGACCAGGAUUUGCUCAUUAAAAUUCUCAGCAAUCCAACCUUAAUUGAAAAACUAAUUGCAGACCACAUAGCAGCCGCUAACCCUCAGACCAUGCCCCCCAUGCCAAGGCCUCCCGGGAUAAUUUUAUCUGAGCCACCUCCAGUUCAGAUCAGCCGGGCAGAAGCGGGUGGACCCCAAUUGGCAGGUCCUCCAAGUGGACAGUUCUACACUCCACCAAAUAGAGUGGGACCCAUUCCAGCUGAAGUUCUUCCAGUUCCCUCUCCACCUGUGGGGCCUCCUGUUGCAAAGGACAUUAACUAUUAUAAGAGUUUGAUUCAACAACACGGGGGAGAAAGACAAGAGAACCCUCCACAGUUUGGUAGUAGCCAUCACAACCACCAAUUAGGAGUGAACCAGGAAUCGGUAAAUAACCCUACACCAAGGGAUUUGAAGCCCAAGAUUAUGAAGCCAUGCAUCUAUUUUAACAGUUCAAGGGGAUGCCGGCACGGAUCCAACUGUUCAUAUCGACAUGAUGCGUCAUCGCUGCAGCGGGCCAGUAGCAUGCCGGAGGUGCAAAGUGCAAAGAGAAUGAAGUUGGAUAGGGAGAUUACAGGUGCAUGAUCAUGCAUUUAGCGUCACUCUGUAUAUUUUUUCAAGAGGAAUGACUAAUUGAUGCCCGGCCUAUUUUAUAUAUCUCCUCUGACUUGGUUUUUUUUUUUGGAAAGAAGUAUUGAUUCAAUUUAUUUAUUUUUCUUGUGUGAAACAUUGCGUGAUACUCAAAUUAUGAGUGCGAGCCUUGAUAUCUACCAACAAUUCCUGAAUUGUAGGUAUAGCUCCCAAUUUUCGUGUCCUUGGUAUAUUUUAUGUUUUAGUUAUCAUUCCUUACAAUGUAAUUUCUAAUAAUGAGGUUACUUUUUCA
Camellia sinensis is the source of this 1382-nucleotide messenger RNA. The record is from RefSeq and is a predicted model, not a curated record. NCBI's taxonomy places the organism in Eukaryota, Viridiplantae, Streptophyta, Magnoliopsida, Ericales, Theaceae.